This is a messenger RNA of Ylistrum balloti, 1331 nucleotides long. RefSeq names its product general transcription factor IIE subunit 2-like. Gene Ontology annotation, cellular component: transcription factor TFIIE complex. Gene Ontology annotation, biological process: transcription initiation at RNA polymerase II promoter. The transcript is spliced from 2 exons. The record is from RefSeq and is a predicted model, not a curated record. Bases 69 to 944 code for a protein of 291 amino acids. NCBI's taxonomy places the organism in Eukaryota, Metazoa, Mollusca, Bivalvia, Pectinida, Pectinidae.
CUUUAGUCAUCUUUUGACUGCAGUUAUAUCCACUGCUACUGAGAGGGACAUACACAAAACGAUUGAAGAUGGAUCCAGCACUAUUGAAAGAAAGGAAGGCGUUCUUAGAAAGAGCAAAAGCACAGCCAACUGUUGAAAAACGAAAGAAACCAAAACAUGAAAAUGAUGACAGAUCUGCCAAGAAAUCUAAAUCUUCUAAUUUUUCUCGACCAAAGCCUACAGAAAGUAUUAGUGCUCCAAAAACUAGCAGCUUUGACUACAAAAAAAUGCAAGGAAGUUCACAGUACAAGUUUGGUAUUCUAGCAAAAAUAGUGAAAUAUAUGCGAGACAGACAUCAGAAUGGUGAACGACAUGCUCUCACUAUAGAUGAAGUUCUUGAUGAAACAAAUCAGCUGGAUGUUGGAACGAAAAUGAGGCAUUGGCUUAUAACAGAAGCUUUACUUAGUAACCCAAAAGUAAAGGUGGUGGAUGGGGGACAGAAAUAUGUGUUUAGACCUACAUAUGAGAUAAAAGAUAGGAAAGGUUUCCUGAACCUACUCAAACGACAUGAUUUACACGGAAUGGGGGGAAUCCUUAAGGAAGAUAUAGAUGAGUCCUUUGGUACAACAAACACGGAGAAGGCUUUGAAAGCACUAGGUGAAAAUGUAGUUAUAGUAACACGACCAACAGAUAAAAAACAGGUGCUGUUUUACAAUGAUAAGUACUGUCGUUAUACAGUGGAUGAAGACUUUCGGAAAUUGUGGAGAGGUGUUUCUGUAGAUGGUUUGGAUGAGAAAAAGAUUGAGGAGUAUCUAGAUAAACAAGGUAUUACUUCAAUGCAGGACACAGGCUUAAGAAAAGCUGCUCCUAUACAAAAGAGGAAGAAAGGAGGAGGCAGAAAAACAUUUAAGAAGUUGAAUGAGCAUUUGGAAGGUGUUCUCGAGGAUUACUCAGAGAAACCCUAAACUAUCAUAAUAAUGUGACCCAUUUUAGAAGUGCAAGGGUUCCAGUAUCUCACUAAAAUUUUAAAAUAAAGGCCCAUUCUAAGCAGUUUGAUUGGCACAAGAUGUUAAGCCUAACCAAUCGCUAGGCUAUCUCUUUUUUUCAAAUUACAAAUAUGGUUACACCAAAGUCAAAUUAGGUCAACUUUACCUUACUUCUGCACAUUUCUGUUUGUCAGAGGCCUUGGGUAGAUAUAAUUUCAUAAUACUGCAAGUUGACAAGUUAAGUUUUUAAUUUCGUCACGGUAUGUAUAUAUACAAGUAUUGACUACAGAACCCUUGCACUCUGAAGAUGUUCACCCAAACACUGUGAUGAUAAUUGUCAUCAGUUUAAUAAAUUGAUUAAAAAAG